AGAAACACAUAGAUCGAUCAAACGAGUAGAGAAACUUAUCAAAGAAAAUAUCGAAUUGAGAAAGGAAGGCGCACGGUAGCGAUCGGUCAAGGUCUAAGCAUGGGGAGCCUGGCGAAGGCGGCUCUCGUGGCCGCCGUCGCGCUGGUGGCCGUCGCGCUGGAGGUCGGGCUCGUCGGCGCCAACUUCCGGGACGAUUGCGAUAUCACUUGGGAGCCGCAGAACGCCAAGAUGGACGAGGGGGGCAACCACCUCACGCUCUCCCUCGUCAGCAACUCUUCAGGCUGCAUGCUCCGGAGCAAGAAGCAGUUCAUCUUCGGCAGCGUCUCCACUCGGAUCAAGCUGGUCAAGGGCAACUCAGCCGGCACCGUCACCACCUACUACACGUCCUCCAUCGGCGACAACCACGACGAGAUCGACUUCGAGUUCCUGGGCAACGAGACCGGACAGCCCUACACCGUCCACACCAACGUCUUCGCCGACGGCGUCGGCCAGAAGGAGAUGCAGUUCCGGCCGUGGUUCGACCCCACUGCCGACUACCACAACUACACCAUCUUCUGGAACGAGUGCAUGAUCGCGUGGUUCAUCGACAGCAUCCCGAUCCGCGUGUUCAGGAACUACUCGGCGCGGGGCGUCCCGUUCCCGACGCGGCGGCAGAUGUACGCCUUCUCCAGCAUCUGGGCGGCGGAGGACUGGGCCACGCAGGGCGGCCGCGUCAAGACGGACUGGAACAAGGCGCCCUUCGUCGCCGAGUACCGCGACAUCAGCCUGCAAGUCUGCGACUGCGCCCCCUCCGCCGGCGGCGCCGCCGGGUGCCCGGAGAGCUGCGCGUCGCCGGCCAACUGGUAUGCCGAGCCGGACCUGUGCCAGCUGAGCAAGGCGCAGCUGCGGCAGAUGCGCGCCGUGCAGCUCGGCUACACCAUCUACGACUACUGCGCCGACGGCAAGAGGUACAACGGCACGGUGCUGCCCGAGUGCAGCAUGCCGCAGUACUGAACAGAUGAAUUAAUGAGAGUGAUCGAUGCAACACGUCAUAUGUAUACUGAAUUCAUUUUUCUUUUUCUUUUCGACCUUCGAUUUUGCACGCAUUUUGUGGAAUAUGCAGAAGUGUUAUUGGUUUAAUUCGUUAA
This is a messenger RNA of Panicum hallii, 1127 nucleotides long. RefSeq names its product probable xyloglucan endotransglucosylase/hydrolase protein 26. Gene Ontology annotation, biological process: cell wall biogenesis; xyloglucan metabolic process. NCBI's taxonomy places the organism in Eukaryota, Viridiplantae, Streptophyta, Magnoliopsida, Poales, Poaceae. Gene Ontology annotation, cellular component: cell wall; apoplast. The transcript has 3 exons. Gene Ontology annotation, molecular function: hydrolase activity, hydrolyzing O-glycosyl compounds; xyloglucan:xyloglucosyl transferase activity. The coding region runs from base 100 to 993 and encodes 297 amino acids. The record is from RefSeq and is a predicted model, not a curated record.